UGUAAGUGUGUGAGGACUCACAGUGCUUCAGCCACUUCUCCCACUGCGCCUCUGAUGCACCGAGAGUCCUCGGAUUUUUUUAAAUUACUGGCUGGAAAUGUCUGACUCGGCCAAACCUCUGACUUCCUUCCUCAUCGAGGACAUCCUCUCCAACAAAGACAGUGCGCGAUUCAAUGAUAAAUGCUGCUCGCAGAAGGAGGAAAGAUGUUCGCAGUGGAAUGAAGAAUCAGGAAAGUUUUCACCACAGCUCUGUCUUCAGGAAACAGCCUUUGGAUUACAGACAGAAUCUCUGAACACAUCAUGCCCCAGCUCCUCGGAGUCAACUUUGCCCUCCCCCGGAAAGCAGAAGCGCUCCAGAGCUGCGUUUACACACCUCCAAGUGCUCGAACUGGAGAAGAAAUUUAAUCACCAGAAAUACCUGUCGGCCCCAGAGAGAGCUCAGCUGGCCAGAACCUUAAGACUAACCGAGACCCAGGUGAAAAUCUGGUUUCAGAACAGGAGGUACAAAACGAAGCGGAAGCAGCAGACAUCAGAGUUUUGUAAGGAUUUGUACAACGCAGAAGGACUGGGUCUGAAAGAGGAUUUGGUCAGAUCAUCACUGAUUACUUCCUUCUACAAAGCCUACCAAUACAGACCCUACCUGUGGGACUACAGUGGCCCCUGGGGCCCAGUGUUAUGGUGAAAAUAAAUGUAUAACCCUAAAGUUUAUCAUCUACAAGCUUCUAAAAUCUAUGUUUACUGUCACAGCUGAUUCUUUGUCAGAUUUGGAACAUGGUGUUUGCUCAUGUGUUGACUUUAUCCAUCUUGUGGAGUGAUUUCGCUCAUGAAAAUGUGCUAUCAUACAAAUCUUGCUGUAUGGAUAUGACAUGGAUUUGCACAGCCAACUUGUGACAUUGUUGAUUAAUAAAUUAUUAAUAAAUUAAUGCUUAUACAUUUAACCUUUGUUAAGAGUGCUGUAAAAAACAGAAAAAAACCAAUUUGUUGCUUUGAUCUAAUUACAGGGCAAUGUUUUGUGGAAAUGAUCAAAUAUACAUUAACCACAGUUUGCAUAAAAGCUGUGUGGAUGACUUUCAAACAGUCACUCUGGCAUUAAGUGUGAGGUUAAAGUGAAACUUUCUACUGAGUGCUCUCAAGCUGAAGAAAAAUUCGAGCAUUUGAAUGAAGUUAAACUGUGAUAAAAUUGAAAGAAUGAGACCCGAUUUCUUCAAAGAGCUGAUGCCCUGAUUGCAGGGAGAUAAACUGCUCUUUCUAGAGACAGCACCACACGGAAAGCGAGAGGAAACGAAACAGUAAGAGAGUCAGCUGACAUCACGCAUUCCAGAUGCUUAAACAUGCUGACAUAAAUACAAAUAUGAAGGCUGGCCAAGAGGCAUCUUUGUUUAAAUCAGAGAUAAACGGAGCUCCAUAAGGCAUCGAGUUCAAUCAGCAGUUGUCAGCUUUGCUCUCUUGAAAGUGGGGCAUGAGGAGGUAAAGCUGUCAUGUGGCUCACCUCCUGCAUGCCAUGGUGAUUGUGUAGUAUACCUGGCAGUUGGUAGAUAAAAAAGUAACAGAACGUGUUUCUUAAGGUAUGUUCUGUGCGAUGUAUAACAAUAAGUGAGGAUAACACACAAAAUGUGAUGUACACUUCAGAUCUGGGCACAUUUUGUGACCCCUUUUUGGAAGCUUUGGUGUAAUCAUAGCCCUGUACUCUCAUGCAUGUAACACAUACUACAAAUCAACAUAUUUUUCUAAGCACCUGGAUUGUACAAAUAAAAAUUUUAAGAAGUCUGGCAGCACGAUUUUUCAA
Haplochromis burtoni (Burton's mouthbrooder) is the source of this 1786-nucleotide messenger RNA. RefSeq names its product NK3 homeobox 1 (gene nkx3-1). The record is from RefSeq and is a predicted model, not a curated record. Gene Ontology annotation, biological process: cell differentiation; regulation of transcription by RNA polymerase II. Lineage: Eukaryota; Metazoa; Chordata; Actinopteri; Cichliformes; Cichlidae. The coding region runs from base 98 to 682 and encodes 194 amino acids. The transcript is spliced from 2 exons. Gene Ontology annotation, molecular function: DNA-binding transcription factor activity, RNA polymerase II-specific; RNA polymerase II cis-regulatory region sequence-specific DNA binding. Gene Ontology annotation, cellular component: nucleus.